AUGGUUAAUCAAUUACGAAAUAUUUAUCAAUAUUUAUUGAAAUUGAAUUUAUAUGAAAAUGAAACUAAUGAUGAACAUGAAAAGAGAAAUGAACUUCUAUCAACUAGAAUAUUUAUAAUUCUUCUUCUACUGACGUUAUUAUUAUAUAUUGCGUACGCAACAUUGUCAAGUCAACAAAGUAGUUUUAUAAUUUCGAAACCAACUCAGAAACAAUACGAACAAUUGCAGUUCAAGCAUCCAAUUAGUUUAAAAUGUCCAUGUAAAGAUUUAUCUACUCCAUAUAAACAAUUAAUUGAUGUAAAAAUGGAAUAUUAUGAAAUUUGUUCAUCGGAUUUUGUUAAACAAGAAUGGAUUGAUUAUUUCUUCGGAGAACAUAUAAGUUUUUAUCAUCCAUUCGAUUUUCGUCGCAGUGCAGCAUUUAAAUUUCAACUUCUUCGAACCUUAUGUCAACAAUCUCAACAAACAAGUGAAAAAUAUCUUGAAGAAUUUUAUUCAAAUUCUUUGAUUUCAAAUGAACCUGUUUCAUCAAAUGAAUUUCAUAUUCAAGUCAAUUAUUCUGUCGAAUUAUUUAAAAAAACAGCAAUCUCUUCUUUUGAAAAGUUAGUUAAAUUAAUUCAAGAUAUAGUGUGUAUGAAUAUUUUAUUAACAGCAGUCGACACGCGUUAUUUUGCCUCAAAUUAUACAGGUCCACCAUUUGGAUCUAUCUGUUACGAAACAAAAUUUAGACCGCAAAAGUUACAUUGUGAGCUGGAGGAAGAGUUGCAGGGUCUAUUUCCCGAAGGCAUCUAUGAUCAUAUAGAUUAUUAUGAUUAUUCUGAAUGUGAUUCUCCUCAAAAUAACACAAAUGGAUCUAAUUCACAAAGACCAAAGAAUAUUCCUAGUUUCAAAGUACCUGGAAUGUUUGUAUUGGGUUUACCAAUACAAUCACUGAUGCACUCAACAUUAGAAUGUCUAUUUGAACAAUCAUGCCUGGAUAAAAUUGUUUUGCAUGUUAAAAAAACAUCAAUUUCGAAAAAAGAAUUUUCAAUUUUGAAACAGGAUUCCUCAACAAAAACCAAAACGAUCAAAGAAUUAACAAAAAACUUAUUUGUAAAAGAUUGGAUUAUUGUUCGAUCGUAUGAAAACUAUUUUAAUUAUUGCCAACCUUUGUACUGUCAAUAUCUGGAUGAACAAAAGAACAGUUUUGUUUAUAUUUUCACAACAACUAUCAGUUUAUUCGGCGGAUUAAAAUUAAUUUUUCCAUGGGUUGCCUUAUACGUUAUUAAAUUUAUUCGUAUGAAGGAAUCACAACAACAAUCGACAGAUAUUGGCAGUCAUACCAUCAGAAUUAUUUCUUUAAUUUUGUUUACUUUUCAUAUAUCAUUUGAUAAACCAACGAAAACUUUAUCUUUCGAUACUCCGACACAAAUUCAAUAUGAACAACUAUAUAAUAACUCUUUUUAUCAUCUUCAAUGUCCAUGCUCACAUAUUUCAAUUAAAUAUGCUGAAUUUAUUAAAUUUCAGCCAACUUAUCAUCAAAUCUGUUCAAGUAUUUUUGUUUCCUUAUUGUGGAGGCGGUUGGGUAAUAUAUGGACUCAAAAAACACAGUGCGUUCUUCCAGAUUUUGCUAACAUGGCACGUAUGUAUUUUCUACAUUUAUCAAAACAUUGUCAAAUAUCAAAUGAAACAAUUCGGGAUGAAUUAACACGAUUAUAUGACAUGGAAUAUAUAACAUCUGGAGUUAUUCAUGUAAAACAAUUUAAGAGUGAAAUAGAAUCAUUUAUUGAAAAUUUUAAAAUACAAAUACAAAAAUCAUUAAAAAUGAAAUUGAAUAUCAUUCGAAGUAUUAUUUUUGAUAAUCAGUAUAGACCUCUACUAAAACGUGUUAGCAAUAUUGUGUUUCAUCGGAAUAUCACUGUCGAAUAUUUGCCAAAAGAUUAUGAAGGUUGUUCAUGUCAAACAGAUUCAACUUGUCAACGAACAAUGUAUCUCUGCCGUAAUGAUACAUUCAAUUAUAUGCAAGGUGUCUCUAUGGGUUGUUAUAUAUCAGAUUCGUUACUACUGUCAUCAAUAUCAUGUUUCUAUGAUCAAAAUUGUAUAAAUAUAUUCAAAAGAUAUAUGAAUAAAAAUGAACAACUUUAUCAUGAAUUUCAACCAUUGAAGAUUUUGGAAAAAAACCAAUAUGAAAACAAUGUAACGAUAGAAACAUUAACUGAUAAUCUAUUUAUUGAAGAAUGGAAUGAUUUUUAUGAUUAUGAUAAAUAUUAUAAGUCUUGUCAACCGUUAUUCUGUUCAUAUGAAAUUGAAGAACGACUAAGUUUUCUUUAUAUAUUAACAAGAUUAAUUUCUAUAUAUAGUGGGUUAACAAUUAUCACUCAAUUUUUAAUACCAAAUAUUGUUCGUUUAAUUCGAAGAAAAAAACAAGCACCAAGAGUUACAACAAUAUUCAAUCGAUUCUGUAUUCUUUCACAAUUAUGUAAAAGUAAAUUAAUCCAAAUGAAUAUUUUUCGAAAUAAAUCAACUGAUCUUCAUUUAAUACGAAAACAAAUCUUAAGUACACGUUUAUAUUUAAUUACUUUUAGUAUUAUUUUACUUAUUUGUGUUUUCUAUACAUCAUUAAAAAGCAAAUUAAUUACAAAUAAACUUCUAUUAACACAUUUAACAGAAUAUGAACAAUUGUAUAUGAAACAUCCAAAUACUUUAAUUUGUCCCUGUAGUGAAAUAUCAAUAAAAUAUGAAGAGUUUAUUAAACUUACACCAGUUUAUCAUGAAAUUUGUUCGUCAAAUUUUGUGAAUCAAAAAUGGAUUGAUCAUUUAUUUCAAAUAGGUAACCUGUAUCAUUCAAGUUUUCAUGACGUAGCAUCACUUCAAUUUCAAGUACUUAAGUCACUAUGUCGAUUAAUACAAGAAACAAUUAAUUCAAGUUUAACACAAUUUGAUUCCACAAGGUUAAUCACUAAUCAAUUAAUCCGUGAAGAUAUAUUUGAAAAUAGAAUUAACACAAUUAUCAAAGUAUUUCAAAAAUCAACACGACAAACAUUCCAAGAAGUCUUUCAAAUAAGUCGUGAAAUUUUUCAUGGAAAUGCUUUUGUAUCACUUAGUGAAAAAAAUUGGAAAUAUCAAAUUUUUAAAGUAAAUGGUAAAUCAAUUAGUUAUGCACUACCGGUAACAUAUAAUAAUGGACAAUGUACUUGUGCAACUUCGUUACAAUGCGUACAGUUAGCUACAUUUAAUAAUACACCUAUUGAUGGUUUAUUUUUUGGUUGUUAUCCAAUUGAAGCUAUGUUGAAAUCUUCACUUGGAUGUUUAUAUAAUAAAACAUGUUUAGAAUUAAUCUUACCAAGUUCUUAUCAAGCUUUGCCAAAUCUAACAAUUCGAAUCUUACAAUCAAAAACUAAAUAUGGUAUUAAUGAAACUGUUCAACAUAUGAUUGAUCGAUUAUUUGUUGACGACUGGAAUCAAAAUUAUUCGUAUUUGAACUAUUCAAAAAAAUGUCGUUCAACACAAUGUACUUAUUCGUUUAUACAACAUUUUGUUGUAUUGCAUAUACUUACAACUAUUCUUAAUUUAUAUGGAUGCUUAACAAUAUUAUUAAGACUUUUAAUUCCAUUUAUUAUUGGAAUUUUCUUUCGAAUAUAUAACAGAAGAAGACAAAUGGUUAUCGCACCAGAUAUAAUGACGGUAGAUUAA
Molecule: messenger RNA, 3669 nt
Organism: Adineta ricciae
Lineage: Eukaryota; Metazoa; Rotifera; Eurotatoria; Adinetida; Adinetidae
Source: the annotation of a GenBank genome assembly